This is a messenger RNA of Panthera uncia (snow leopard), 5524 nucleotides long. RefSeq names its product maestro heat like repeat family member 1 (gene MROH1). The record is from RefSeq and is a predicted model, not a curated record. Gene Ontology annotation, molecular function: protein binding. The transcript has 43 exons. Gene Ontology annotation, cellular component: cytoplasm. The coding region runs from base 391 to 5340 and encodes 1649 amino acids. Lineage: Eukaryota; Metazoa; Chordata; Mammalia; Carnivora; Felidae.
UAGACGCAGACCAGGUCUAGGCAUCGGGAUUUGGGUUCUGUCUGAGCAUGUGUCGCCACUGCCUUUGAGAAGAGCUUUGGAUUCUUUCUGGAACCUGCUGCCAGCAUACUUCAUACCCUGCCUGAUGGCUGCGACCUUUCAGCCCUUCGUCCUUUGUGGGUUUGGGUUUUUUUGCCGCCUUCUUGCUCUGCCACAAGUGAAAUGUGUGUUUCUGUUUCUUGUUUUCCUUGUUACUUUUAGAUGCUUUCCAGGAAGAAAGGGGAAACCCCUUGCUGAUGCCAGCGUCUUUGAACCAGUGUCUUCUCCUUCUGCUUUCUCUCUGCCUGGGAUUCCUGGAGAUUUCUGGUUUGAGAAGAAGCUGCCCGAGCUGACGCCGGUGAGGCGGCCGAGAUGGCAGAGCCCUACGUGAAGAAGCUGUGCACCAUCCUGCUGGAGGCCAUCACCGACAAGGACCCUCUGGUGCAGGAGCAGGUCUGUGGCGCCCUGUGCGCCCUCGGAGAGGCGCAGCCAGCGGAGGUGCUCCGAGCCUGUGAGGAGUACCUGUGGCGGCACGAGAAGUUGGCACAUCCUUACCGGACGAUGAUCCUGAGGGCCAUGGAGACGGUCGUGAGCAGUCACAUCAGUGACCUGGACAAGGACAUGGCCAGGGCUGUCAUCUUCCUGGCCUCCAGCGAGAUGACCAGGGUGAAGGACUUGGUGUGUGACUGGCAGCAGGCUGCCAGCAACGUCCUGGUGGCUGUUGGGAAGCAGUUCAUCGGCCUGGUGAUGGAGGAGGUGCUGAGCAAGUUCCAGCCUGGGGCCCUGCCGCACUACUUCGUCGUGCAGACCCUCGCUAACCUGGCGGCUUCCAACGUGUUCGGCAUGGUGCCCUUCCUGACGUCCAUCCUGAGCACCAUGCUCCCCAUGCUGGGCAUGGCCAAGCACGAUACGACGAGGGUGGCGUUUUGCUGUGCUCUGCAGCACUUCAGCGAGAGCACCCUGGAGUACCUGGCCAACCUGGACCAAGCCCCAGACCCCACGGUCAGGAAGGACACCUUUGCCACUGACAUCUUCAGUGCCUACGACAUCCUCUUUAACCACUGGCUACAGAGCCGUGAGGCCAAGCUCCGGCUCGCCGUGGUGGAGGCUCUGGGGCCCAUGAGCCACCUGCUGCCCAGUGAGAAGCUGGAGGAGCAGCUCCCCAAGCUGCUGCCGGGGGUCCUGGCCCUCUACAGGAAGCACGCCGAGACCUUCCACGUGUCGAAGAGCCUGGGCCAGAUCCUUGAGGCUGCGGUGAACGUGGGCAGCCGCACGCUGGAGGCCCAGCUGGACGCGCUCCUGGCUGCUCUACAUGCUCAGAUCUGUGUGCCCGUGGAGUCGUCCAGCCCUCUGGUGGUGAGCAACCGAAAGGAGGUGUUACGCUGCUUCACUGUGCUGGCGUGCUGUUCGCCUGACCGCCUGCUGGCCUUCCUGCUGCCCAAGCUCGAUGCCAACAACGAGAGGACCCGCGUGGGCACCCUGCAGGUCGUGAGGCACGUCAUCAACUCAGCUGCUUCUCAGAUGGAAGUGAAGAAGCCCUUUAUUCUGUCCUCCAUGAGGCUUCCUCUUCUGGACACCAACAGCAAGGUGAAGCGGGCAGUGGUGCAGGUGAUCAGUGCCAUGGCACACCACGGCUACCUGGAACAGCCUGGAGGAGAGGCCAUGGUCGCGUACAUCGUGCAGCAGUGUGCGCUGCCCCCCGAGGCCGAGGUAAGGGCAGGCCCCUCACCCACCCUCCCUGGGGCUCCCGAGCUGGCGGCCUCCCGGGAGCAGGCCUGGCCAGAGGGCAGGCGGGUGCGUACUUUGUUCUUGAGGGAGAGCAAGGUUGACGGCAGGAACACGCAGGUCCUCUGGCCGCACCUGCUCGAGUUUCUCACCCCCGUGCAAUUCACCGGGGCGCUGACCCCGCUCUGCAGGAGCCUCGUGCACCUGGCCCAGAAGAGGGAGGAGGUGGGGGCCGAUGCCUUCCUCAUCCAGUACGACAGCAACGUGACCCUCCCUUCACCCUACGCCAUCACCACGAGACUCCUGACCGUGUCUUCCAACCCCUACCUGGGGGACGGCCGCGGGGCCGCCUCGCUGCGUCUCUUGAGCGUCCUGCAUCGUAACAUCCACCCUCUGCUGGGUCAGCGGUGGGCCACCACCGUCCCCCUGCUGCUGGAACACCUGGAUGAACAUACUGAAGAGACCCUGUCCCAGAAGGAGUGGGAGGAAAGGCUGCUGGCGUUCCUUCGGGACACUCUGGCGGUCGUGUCUGACAACACGUGGAUUUGCCAGCUGAGCCUAGAGAUGUGCAGACAGCUGCCCUGCUACAACGGGACGCCCCAGGAGAAGAACUUCCUGUAUAAAUGCGUCGGAACCACGCUGGGUGCCGCUUCGAGCAAGGAGGUGGUGAGGAAGCAUCUGCAAGAGCUUCUGGAGACGGCCAGACACCAGGAGGAGGCCGAGCGCGAGGGCCUCGCCUGUUGCUUCGGGAUCUGUGCCGCCUCUCACCUGGAUGGUGUCCUGGCCCAGCUGGAGGACUUCAUGAGGUCAGACGUGUUCAGAAGAUCCACCGGCAUUUUCAACAUUUUUAAGGACCGAAGUGAGAAUGAGGUGGAAAAGGUGAAGUCAACUCUGAUCCUGUGCUACGGCCACGUGGCAGCACGGGCCCCCCGCGAGCUGGUGCUGGCCAAGGUCGAGUCGGACAUCCUCCGGAACAUAUUCCAGUACUUCAGCACCAAGGUUCUGGGAAUAAAGGUAGAGACCAAGGACCCGGCUCUGAAGCUGUGUCUCAUCCGGAGUGUGUGCAUGGCCAGCCAGGCCAUCUGCAGCAGUGCCCAGGCUGGCUCUUUCCACUUCUCGAGGAAAGCAGAGCUGGUGGCACAGAUGAUGGAGUUCAUCAAGGCAGAGCCCCCAGACUCCCUGAGAACGCCCAUUCGGAAGAAGGCCAUGCUUGCCUGCACUUACCUGGUCUCCCUGGAGCCAGCGCUGGAAGAGCGAGUGCAGGCGGACUUGAUCCGCGGCUGUCUACACAGCGUCAUGGCUGUGCUGCCUGAGCCCGAGGAGGAGGAGGACCGCCAGGAGUCACUGUACCUGGACACCAUGCACGCCCUUGAGGAUUUGCUGACAAGCCUCCUUCGGCGGAACAUGACCCCGCAGGGCCUGCAGAUCAUGGUGGAGCACCUGAGCCCGUGGAUCAGGUCCCCGCGGGGCCACGAGAGGGUGCGGGCGCUGGGCCUAAGCGCCUGCCUGCUGCAGCACUUCCUGGAGCACCUGCACGUCAGCGCCCUGGUGCCCUUCCACAACCUGGGCCUCCUCAUUGGCCUCUUCUCCCCACGGUGUGCGGACUUGUGGCCUGCCACCCGCCAGGAGGCUGUGAGCUGCGUCCACGCCCUGCUGUACCUCCAGCUGGGCUAUGAGGGCUUCUCCCGUGACUACCGGGAUGAUGUGGCCGAGCAGCUCCUCGCCCUCAAAGAAGGCCUCGUGCACCCCGACCCCGCCGUCCUCUUCCACACCUGCCACAGCAUAGCCCAGAUUAUUGCCAAGCGCCUCCCGCCAGAGCAACUCAUCAGCCUCCUGCUGACCUUGUUUGAGAGUCUGGGAGACCCGGACAAGAACUGUUCGAGGGCGGCUACCAUCAUGGUCAACUGCCUGCUGAGGGAGCGAGGGAGCAUGCUCCAGGAGAAGGUGCCAGAGAUUGUGAGUGUUCUGCGCUCGAAGCUGCGGGAGACCCGAGAGGAGCACGUCCUGCAGGCCGCACAGCACAGCGUGUACCUCCUGGCGUCCCAGCACUGUGCGGCCGUGGUGUCCAGCCUCCUGGGCGGCCCCCUGCCCUUUGACAGCCACACCUGCACCCUGUGGCGGGCGCUGGCCCUGGAGCCCAGCCUCACCACACAGGUCCUGGGGCUGCUCCUGGAGAAGAUGAGCAGGGACGUCCCGUUCAAGGAGACCCGGGCCUUCCUGCUAAGCAGCUCUCCUGGCCGCGAGGCCACGCUGCUGCCCCUUGCGGCCACGUGUGCCCUGCACGAGGUCCUGAGCGCCCUGGAGUCUGGGCCCGCGGUGCUCGAGCUGUACCCACAGCUGUUUGCCGCGCUCCUGCUGCGGGUCGGCUGCACCCUGGGCGUCCUGCUGCCCCGGAGCCUGCAGGCCAAGGAGAGGAGGAGCGUGGGCUCAGCUGUGGCCCCCAGGAGCCUCGAGCCCUGCAGCUGCGCAGUGGAUGCUCUGCAGGCUAUGCUGCUCCGGGGGGGUAAUGAGGACGUGGUGCGGCGUGUGGAGCUGGAGGGGGGCUGGCAGCUGCUCAGGACCUCGGCAGGACACGAGGAGGGGGUCACCCGGCUGGCCAGCGCCAUGGCCAAGUGUGCAGGCCCCCGGCUGCCCCUGGUGAUGAAGGCGCUCGUGUGCACACAGAGCAGUGUGUAUGAGAUCCAGAGGGUCACCUCCACAGCGUUCCUGGCCGAGCUGCUCAACAGCAACGUGGUGAACGACCUGAUGCUUCUGGAGUCGCUGCUGGACAACCUGGCGGCGCGGCAGAAGGACACGAGUGCCAGCGUGCGGCGGCUGGUGCUGCGAGGCCUGGCCAACAUCGCCUCCAGCUCCCCGGAGAAGGUGCAGGCCCACGGCCCCCAGCUCCUGACAGCCAUGAUCGGCGGGCUGGACGACAGGGACGACCCUCACAGCCUGGUGGCCCUGGAGGCCAUGGUGGGCCUGGCAAGGCUCCUGGAGCUGGUGAAGCGCCAGGACCUGCGCUCCGUGCUGCUGCACGUUGCCAUCCGGAUCCGGCCCUUCUUCGACAGCGAGAAGACGGAGCUCCGUUCUGCGUCCAUCCGCCUCUUCGGGCACCUCAACCAGGCGUGCCACGGGGGCUGUGAAGACGUCUUCCUGGAGCAGGUUGUUGCUGGGCUGGUGCCCCUGCUGCUGCACCUGCAGGAUCCCCAAGCCCCUGUGACCAACGCCUGCAGGUUCGCCCUGCGCCUGUGCGGCCCCAACCUGCAGCAUGAAGAGCUGGCGGCCGUCUUCCAGAAGCACCUACAGGAGGGCCGGGGCCUGCACUUCGGGGAGUUCCUCAACGCCACCUGCAAGCUCCUGAUGUACCACUUCCCGGAACUGCUGGGCCGCCUGGCGGCCACCAGCCUCUUCUACUUCAAGAGCAGCUGGGAGGACGUCCGUGCUGCCGCCCCCAUGCUCAUGGGGUUCCUGGUGCUGCACGCGGAGCCCGAGCACCAGCCACAGGUGGACCUGGAGCAGAUCACCGCAGCGCUGCAGCUCCUGCUCAAGGACCCAGCCCCCCUGGUGCGCGCGAAGGCUGCCGAGACCCUGGGCCGCCUGGUCAAGUUCGCCUGAGGCUCCCGCGGCAGUGCCAGCCCGGGUCUGCGCCUGAACCCCCACGAUGGGGCCCUGAGGAGCUCCCUGCUACCAAGGGUCAAAGCCCUGCCAUUCCAGACAAGGCCCCUGGAGGCCGGGAGGGCAGGCAAGCUGCUGUAACCCCUGGUUUCCAAUAAAGCCAUCCGCUCCUCGGCAGCUGGCG